AUGGCCAUACAGCUUCCUGAUACUUCAGAUGGAGAAGCAGGCCCUGGGGCUACUCAUCCCUGCAAGUUCAAUGCACUUCAAAUAUUCCGGCGACUAUGGGAACUUAUCACCCCAGCCCGCACCGAAGAUAUUUCUUCCCAGGAGACUGAUCGCUAUCCUCCCAAGACCACGAUCGAGAGACGCCGACAAUCCAUCGCGGAUCAGUCACUCGACAAAGACGAAUACCUCGCUGAGAAGGUCACAAGCCACCAGGUCGAGGAAACUGUACCUUCCGAGAAGACCGUCCUGUACCUCGCCUAUGGCUCGAACUUGUCUGCAGAGACCUUCCUAGGCAAGCGGGGGAUCAAGCCUCUGUCUCAGAUCAAUGUUGUCGUUCCCAGCUUGCGGUUGACCUUUGACCUGCCCGGGAUUCCAUACGUGGAGCCAUGUUUCGCAGCAACCCAGCACCGUGCCCACACACCGAAGGAAACACAUGAAGGAAAAGAUGGAAACAUCGAAACGCUGGCGGACGCGGAUGCGUCUGAACAGUCUACCCUCUUGUCGGAAGAAUCCGCAUCCAUGCCUCUCGUCGGUGUUGUGUAUGAAGUGACUGUCGCCGACUACGCCAAAAUAAUAGCAACAGAGGGUGGUGGAAGCGGAUACAAAGACAUCGUCGUGGAUUGCUAUCCCUUCCCGAAAUCCCACAGUCCGACCGACCCGAUACCCGAUCAUCCUGCAACCAAGCCCUUCAAAUCCCACACUCUUCUGUCUCCAAAUGACGACUCAGAUCCUAGUCACCUGGCCGCAAAAAAGCGUCAGCUCCUCCCUCCAUACAGACGUCCCAAACCUUGCUACGCACAGCCGUCCGCUCGCUACCUAAAUCUGAUCAACACCGGUGCGGCUGAACAUAACCUCCCGCUUCCCUAUCGGAGGUACCUCUCGCAGUUCCAGCCGUACCGUAUCACGACUGUGCGUCAGACGUUCGGCAAAGCUAUAUUCGUUACAUCAUGGUACCCCCUUCUCCUUGUUUUUAUUGGGCUUUCGAAACUGCUGGCCGGUCCAGAUGGUCGCAGUCCGCCAUGGCUGGUGCAGGUGGCGAAUCUACUCUUUUAUGCAAUGUGGAGUACGUAUGACCGGUUUUUUGCGCCCAUAUUCGGUGAUGGGGAGCGAACUGUGGAAGAUACGGGCUCAUAUACAUCGUGA
This is a messenger RNA of Aspergillus thermomutatus, 1182 nucleotides long. RefSeq lists its product as uncharacterized. The transcript has a single exon. Bases 1 to 1182 code for a protein of 393 amino acids. NCBI's taxonomy places the organism in Eukaryota, Fungi, Ascomycota, Eurotiomycetes, Eurotiales, Aspergillaceae. The record is from RefSeq and is a predicted model, not a curated record. Gene Ontology annotation, molecular function: gamma-glutamylcyclotransferase activity.